AUGGAGUAUACGCUAAAUAGACCACUAUCCGGCCACCUAACAAUCUGCACAACUCAAAACUGCCAGUUCUCAGAUUACUACAACAAGGAUGACACAACCAAUAACGACAACAAACACACUUUCAUCACUUUGACAGACUCAAACAAUAACCAAACAAAGUUCGUCCAGUGUAGGAAAUCAAUCUCAAAUGAAAGUAGUCCUACUAGUAGAUUCAGCGACACUGACUUGUCUUCAAUAAUCAUGAAUCAUAAUGGCAAAUUACGUUAUCAUCUACGUGGGAGCGACAGCUGUGACGACGACGAUGAUGACGAUGAUGAUGAAGAUAUUGAUAUUGACAAAAAUAACAACCCAAAAAUUUCAAGAAUAUCCUCUUUGCCAAAUUAUACUUUCACAAAACAUUCUAUAGCUGGCUCUCCAUGUCCUUGUCCAAGACACCACCACAGGCGGAAUUCAACUGCUGUCAAAUUUGAUAAACCUUCUUACAAAUAA
This is a messenger RNA of Vanderwaltozyma polyspora DSM 70294, 489 nucleotides long. RefSeq lists its product as uncharacterized. The transcript has a single exon. NCBI's taxonomy places the organism in Eukaryota, Fungi, Ascomycota, Saccharomycetes, Saccharomycetales, Saccharomycetaceae. The record is from RefSeq and is a predicted model, not a curated record. The coding region runs from base 1 to 489 and encodes 162 amino acids.